AAGCAAACACGGUGUGCCUUUCUCCCUUCCCCAACAUCAUCAAUAUUGCGGGUUCAGCCUCGUUGUUCAGUCUAGUGUCUCAGUGAACCUUAAAAACGAAAAUUAUAUUACUAUAAAACAAGGAUUUAUUUUUGCUAGCACAGUCUCUUGGAGGAGCGGUUAAAGCCAAUACUGAUUUCAUUACAGGCAUUUUAUCAUCAGCUUUAACCACUAAACUGUUAACCCUGUUCAUAACGCAGCUUUUUUUUGGAAAGUUAUUCUGCGAUUUUCAUUAUUUUUUUGGUUAAUUCAAACAAGUACAGUCGUCCGUUGUUUACAUUGAUAAAUUUUGGACAGUUUCGACCAUAACAGCUUCACCUGUCAAACUUGUAAACUCAAAAGGAAGCAAAACACACUGUGACAGGAUUUUGUCGAAAACAUCUAAAAGAGAAGAUAACUCGCUCAUUAAUAAUAGCUCUCAAUUCCUCUUGCCAUGUCGAAUUCCAAUGCUUCACUGCAAGCGGCUGCCAUACCGAGUAUGGAGGCGUUAAGAACGCUAUGGCGUAACAUAGCUCCUUCCACUUCCGGCGAUUCACAAGAGGCCCGGAGUGUUUGGGCUAAGCAUCCAAAUGAUCCUACGGUUCCUGCUGCUGCUCCAGCUGCCGCAGGUCUUUUUUCCUCUCCAUUGAAACGCGGUGCUCCUGAUUCAAAAGAGUAUAUGGAUCGUCAUGUGCUUUCAGAGCCUGUUUCUGUGAGCAGUGCUACUGUGUAUGACUUCUACCGUCACUGCACUGAUUACGGCCAUUCUUAUGAUUGGCCCUACUUCCGUUCAUUGCGUCGCGAGUUGGCAUACCGCAAUUCUGUCGACGCUGCUCCUUAUCCUCCGUAUCGCCCAGAACCCAGUCCCCGCUACGCAGUACCUCCGUAUGGUCAACGUUCUCCGACAAAUUAUCCCAUGCGUUAUGAAGAGUCUUUGCAGUCUGCAGGACAGCCCCCGCUAAAACGUCGUACUUUAUUAAGUCCACAUUUAAGUGGCAUGAACUCUCGGUUAAUGAUGCCUUCACGGUAUGAAGAUGAGUAUUACACGAGACCUUAUAAUUAUGGUAAGGCUCCUGCCCAAGCGUCCUCUUUUCAAAGUACCAUGCAUUCCAAUGGCUACACUCCUGCACGACCAGAAAGUGUCCCGGAAUCAGCUGGAAUACAUGGAUACCACCCUAUGCGGCAGGAUGCUGGCGAUUCACCAUUGUUUUCGGAACCAACUGCUCAUACUGAAGGGUAUCGCGAUUUCGAUCCUUUACACGGAAAGUUUGCUCCCCCGUCCUCUCAUUCGUAUGGCAUCGAGCCUUAUGACCAUAAAGCCGAACCUCGUCGUGAAAAACCCAAAACACGAGCACCUACACCCCCUCCGUUGGAUUUUGAGCAUGCUCACGAAUAUCGCAAUGAAAAGGGUGAACGUGUCUCCAUGAUCAAUCCACGUGUUAUCCUUGAUGAAAAUGGAAUCUCACAUAGGUCGCGGUACUUCAUCAUGCUGGUGGAUAAUGAAACAGCAAUUAGUCAUGCCAAACGAAGUUCUGUUUGGAGUCUUAAACAAAAUUAUGCGAACGCUAUCAGCGAAGCUUACAAGCAAGAAGCAAAUGUCUAUUUUAUUUUCAUCAAUGCCAAGUCCUAUAAUGCACUGGGGUAUGCUCAGCUUACUUCUGAUGUCGGGACUGUUGCGAAACCGUUUUGGGCAGAUACCACAUACACUAAUGGUGUAAAUGUCAAGUGGAUUAAAACGUGUAACUUGUAUUCAAACGAAAUUUCAGAAAUUGUGAGCCGCAUGGAUCACGGUGCUCGGGCUAGAGAUGGUCAAGAAAUGAUGUACGACGAAGGAAGUCGUCUCUGUACCUUGAUCAAUUCGGCGAUUAUGAAACGUAUUGGUAGAGAUCGUUGAUGUCUUAAUUGUUUAAUCACUUUCUGUGCAACAGCCGGACUGUUACGGGAACCUCCUUUUUGAUGAUGUGAUGAAUUCAGCAUUCAACAAAAACUCAAGUCUAGUUUUGUUUAUGUGCUCAUCUAAAGAUGCCCUUUCUGUAAUGUUUUGGACCUCUUUAAGAGUCAAACAAAUCGAAAUUAAAAGAAAAAAGUAUUGUUUAAAUUUGAAUCUUAAUUUGGUUUAAGGGACUUGGACUCUACAGCUAAAUGGAGAGAUUAACAUUCGUAUACGGCAUUAUGUUCGUUUAAAUCAAUAAUACUGAAUUAUUUAAAGAUCACUAAAUCAAAAACAUGAAAUACACUG
Molecule: messenger RNA, 2257 nt
Organism: Schizosaccharomyces japonicus yFS275
Lineage: Eukaryota; Fungi; Ascomycota; Schizosaccharomycetes; Schizosaccharomycetales; Schizosaccharomycetaceae
Product: YTH family protein Mmi1
Exons: 5
Coding region: 473-1912 (479 amino acids)
Biological process (GO): nuclear mRNA surveillance of spliceosomal pre-mRNA splicing; nuclear lncRNA surveillance; nuclear RNA surveillance
Cellular component (GO): nucleus; heterochromatin island; Mei2 nuclear dot complex
Molecular function (GO): pre-mRNA intronic binding; CCR4-NOT complex binding; mRNA binding
Source: RefSeq, a predicted model, not a curated record